This is a messenger RNA of Cynara cardunculus var. scolymus (artichoke), 3726 nucleotides long. RefSeq names its product zinc finger protein ZPR1-like. Gene Ontology annotation, cellular component: nucleus; cytoplasm. The transcript is spliced from 15 exons. The record is from RefSeq and is a predicted model, not a curated record. Lineage: Eukaryota; Viridiplantae; Streptophyta; Magnoliopsida; Asterales; Asteraceae. The coding region runs from base 141 to 1481 and encodes 446 amino acids. Gene Ontology annotation, molecular function: zinc ion binding.
CGUUUAAUAAUCAACAUUCUGCAACCUUCUUGCAUGUUCUAGAGCACAAUCGACAUAUGGUCUUCAAAUUCCAUAAUCCCCACAAUCUUGUUUUCCUGUGAAUUCGUCUAUCAAUCGGCGUUCUCGAUAGCAGAUUCCUAAUGGAGACAUCAAAAGAUUCAACAAUAAUGGAUGUGAGGUCUGUCGUUGAAGCUGUUUCUACGGACGAUGAUGACGCCCCUGUGUAUCAGGUUGAGAGCCUCUGCAUGCGGUGCGGUGAAAAUGGGACAACGAGAUUCUUGUUGACUUUGAUUCCGCACUUCAGGAAGAUCUUGUUGUCAGCCUUUGAGUGUCCUCAUUGUGACGAAAGGAACAAUGAGGUGCAGUUUGCUGGUGAGAUACAGCCCCGAGGUUCUUGCUAUCGCUUGGAAUUCUCAUCAGGUGAUCAAAAGAUGCUUAAUCGACAAGUAGUGAAGUCUGAAACUGCUACAAUUAAGAUUCCGCAACUGGAUUUUGAGAUUCCUCCAGAGUCGCAACGUGGAUCUCUAUCAACAGUGGAAGGAAUUUUGGUCCGAGGUGUGGAUGAAUUACAAGCACUUCAAGAAGAAAGAAAGAAAGUUGAUCCUCAGACUGCUGAGGCUAUAGAUGAGUUUAUACAUAAACUAAGAGCAUGUGCAACAGGAAAUUCAUCUUUUACCUUCAUACUGGAUGAUCCCGCUGGCAACAGCUUUAUAGAGAACCCGUAUGCUCCAUCUCCUGAUCCUUCAUUAACUAUUGAUUUCUAUGAGAGAACGCCCGAGCAACAAGCCUUGCUGGGAUAUCUUGUUGACCAAUCACAAACGACAGAACAUGGGAACGAUGCAUCAUCAAACAAUCAAACAUCCCAACCCCAUGGAUCAGUUGGAGCAGUUGCUGGCCGACGAGCUAUUGCUCAGGGUAAUAAUGCAGAAUUUGCAGAAGCUCUGUUUCGCUAUACUGCACCAGAAGAGGUGAUGACUUUCCCAUCAACAUGUGGUGCCUGUGCUGUUAGGUGCGAGACUCGAAUGUUUGUGACCAAGAUUCCUUACUUUCAAGAAGUCAUUGUGAUGGCAUCUACUUGUGAUGCUUGUGGCUACAGAAAUUCUGAGUUGAAGGCAGGUGGGGCUAUACCUGCAAAAGGAAAGAGAGUGACCCUGUUGGUGAAACAUGUUGAAGAUUUAAGCCGUGAUGUGAUAAAGUCGGAUACUGCAAGUGUAAAGAUCCCAGAGAUCGAUUUGGAGCUUGCAGGUGGCACCUUAGGAGGUCUUGUGACAACUGUAGAAGGUUUGAUCACCAAGAUCAGUGAAAGUCUUGAAAGAGUACAUGGGUUCACUUUCGGAGAUAGUCUUGAUGAGGAUAGAAGAAGCAGAUGGCUGGACUUCAGAGCAAGACUUGUCAAGGAGGAACUCUCUCUCACAGCUUGUCCACCACAGCAACCUGCUAUAGGGUAUGCCUUUGAGGAGCCUCAUGGAAAUUCAAGAUAAAUUUUUUAUGUUUUAGCAGUAUUUAAAUAUGGUCUCGAAUCAAUUUCUCUUUACAUUUCUAUCGUUAGAUGGUUGAUGGAAUAGCAAUGGAAAGGUAAAUUAUGCCAUUCCAUGAUCUGAAUGUAGAAAAGGGACCCUCUUGGAAACAGAACUACUAAAAUGGGACUUGAAACUUAGAAUGGCUAGUAAUCUUAUUAAUGGUUUCUUGCACAAAUAUUUAGCAUAUUAGGCUAAUACAUGUAUCCAUGCAUCCCAAGCGUCCCUAAAUAUAGUGGUGUAGGUUUUAUUGGUUUCAAUUUCAGAAGGUAACUGAGGGCUUCUUAGGAAUCUCAAGCCGUUUCUACUUUUUUCUGAACACCAGAUUUCUGUCUUCUCAAUCCCUCACUAUAAUUCCCUUGUCAAGAAUUUCCAUAUCUUUUUCCUUCCCAAUCGUAUAUUGUUCACUUUAUUCUUCUUCCCCUUCAUAUUAUAGUCUGCAUUUUGAGCGCUAGGUUGAAUUAUAUCUUCCAUCUUAGAUAAUCAUCCUUUCUCUGUGUGAAACUUAAGAUUGGCAAUCUCUCUAGUGUUAUCUUGGAAACAAUCAUUCUCUACUAUUAGAUGCAUAGUGGCAUGAUUUACUUCUGAACAAUGUCUCAGAAAAUUCAUAGGGCGAAUACAUUGUCAAACCACUAGUGACUUGUGAUAACGAACAUCCUAUAUAUAUAUAAGUGGAGGUUCAAAUGAGAACACCUUCAUUUUGAGAACCCCCUUAUCACUUGUGAUAAUACACGUGAGGGGACCUGGUGGUGUGCGUUCAACUUGGGCUGUGACCUUCGGUCGCCCGUGUCUUUGAUUUAGUAUCACUUGGGAUGGACUAGGGCAUCACAUGUGAUUGACUAAUAGUAAAACGGUGUUCAAUUUUGAACCCUUCCUUAUAUAUUUACAUAUAUUAAGGCAGUAGAAAAUGUUCAAUUAAAUAUUUGUAUCGAAACAUUAAUUUGGGCAUGCAUUAACUGACGAAAUAUAAACACACACAUGUACUUAUCCAUAUGCAUAAUACAUUAUAGAAACUUGUAUCGUAUGUACAGAAUAUACAAUAAAACCACUAAGAUAUCAUCUUAAUCAAGAGCUAAAGACAAAGCAAGUUGUUCAUACUCAGUUAGUACAAAAUGAAGCAACGAUGGAGAUAAAAUUUAUUAGUGGCAGAAAAAAGGCGAAAAUGGUGGUGAUAGUAGAAUGCUGCAGGUAGCCUUCCCUAAUAGGAUAGAAAGAAAUUGUCUUCUAAAGAAAUGUGUCUCGUGUUGCAUGGUGAAAAAACAUUUUGCCCAACUCUCCUCCUAAGUGACGAUCCAUUUCUUGAAGAGAUCAUUUAAGUGACCCCUGGUCACCAGCUUCAAGUUAGUAUUUUGUAUCUGGCUUAUGGGGAUUAAACCAAUUUUUGGUUUCUUUGUUAAGUGAUGACCUGUAAAAUUGGCGGGGUACAGUUAAGUUCUAAAAGUUGCUUCUAGAAGGUGACAAGGCAUAGUUUCCGACACCACCAUUUUUCCUUGCUCAUAGGAGCAGAUAUUUUUCUGUGUAGUGUAUACCAUUUCAAACUCGAUAUAUAAAAUUUCAUGGGAGAGAAUGUAUGUUUCUGGAAUCAUGUUAAAGGUUUGGAUAGAAGAACAUAUCACAUCCUUAUGCAUCAAGUCAUGGUAAAUUCGUAGCGACAGUCAAUGAAGGAACCAGUGAUUUUGUUUGGGCUGGAGAAAGUAUCAUUUACAACUACAUCUUUUUGUCAGUGAAGGAUAGGGAUACUCACAACAUAACUCCAAGAUCCCCCAACUUUCCUCAGUACUGAUGCGAAGAGUCUGACAAAGAACUGUUAAAGACGCCUGAAGAUAUUGCUUUAGGUGCAUCUAUUAGAGGAGAAAACAGUUUCUGAAAAGCCUUACUUAAACAGUUCAUAGGACCUUGGUGAAUGCAAUGACAUUGAAACUUUUGCAUGUAUAGGGAGAAAGACCAUAACUUUUUUUGACUUUGUUCUUUCUUGAUGAAGAAAAGCAUAUCAGAGAUCGUAAUAGCCUGUAUACCAUCAGAAGCUCAUUAAAUUGCAGAAUGAUGCUAUGAGCUGGGUACACUUGAUUGAGCAAGCCAAAUUUAUACCAGGGAUGUCUAUGAGACCAUGACUCCCAGUAUACAAACACAUCAUGUGUCAGCUGCUAAAGACUUCUUCCAGCUGGUGGACUAGGUUGAAAUUGAAUAUCAACAUGUUAGCAUGUUGGUG